Messenger RNA from Salvelinus fontinalis (brook trout), 6029 nucleotides. RefSeq names its product Rho related BTB domain containing 3 (gene rhobtb3). Gene Ontology annotation, molecular function: ubiquitin protein ligase binding. NCBI's taxonomy places the organism in Eukaryota, Metazoa, Chordata, Actinopteri, Salmoniformes, Salmonidae. The transcript has 12 exons. Gene Ontology annotation, biological process: regulation of proteolysis; proteasome-mediated ubiquitin-dependent protein catabolic process. Bases 2761 to 4629 code for a protein of 622 amino acids. The record is from RefSeq and is a predicted model, not a curated record. Gene Ontology annotation, cellular component: cytoplasm.
UUUUAUUUUUUAUAGUAAUGCAAUUCACAAACGUAGGCAUGCACAAUCAAACAAUGUGGGGUUAUAGAUGUUAUUUUUAGGAGAGUCAUGUCAUGGAAAGGUAGGUUAAUAGACUCUUAGGAUUUAUUUGGUCCCAGACAAGGGCACAUUUGGUAAGCAUUCCAGUGCAAAGUAUACGACUGUUUCUUUUGAAGGCAUGAAUAUAAAAUAGAAAACAUUAUUCGCUAUGUCAGUCAUAGUGCAGGUCUGAGUUCACCAACUCUGUCUGAACCCUGUUCUUCUAUGCAGAAGACUGUGUUAGCCUGUGUAAGCUAAAGGCUACUUAUCGUGCAAGCUGAAACACCUGCAUUACACUCGGACAGUGUUAGCUCGGACAGUGUUAGCCCGCUGAGCUAAGGUGCAAAGGCAUUUGCUCUGGGAGUCAAUGCAAAUCUUCAGGUCUCACUUAGGCAAGAUGCUCUUCACAUGAGCGUGGUUCACCGAACAACCCCUGUUACAUAUAGGCCUAAUGGCUACCCCCAAGCCAUUAGACUGCUGAGCAAUUAAUCAAAUGGCCACCCAGACUAUUUACAUUACACUGCUGCUACUUGCUGUUUAUUAUCUAUGCAUAGUCACUUUACCCCCAUCUACAUGUACAAAUUACCUCGACUAACCUGUACCCCCGCACAAUGACUCAGUACCAGGGUAUGAAUAUAGCCUCGUUACUGUUAUUUUAUUGUGUUACUUUUUAUAAUAUUUUUUACUUUAGUUUAUUUAGUAAAUCUUUUCUUUACUCUAUUUCUUGAACUGCAUUGUUGGUUAAGGGCUUGUAAGCAUUUCACGGUAAGGUCUACACCUGUUGUAUUUGGCGCAUGUGACAAAUCAAAUUUGAUUUGUCUUCAUGUCUGUCCCCCUGAGGGAACAACCCCAUUAAGAUCCUGGGGUUUGUCCAAAGGGGACUCUACCUACUGCACAUAACUCAUUAAAAGUGAGAGGUAUUGACAUGUUAAGUGCACCGAGCUGUCUGUUUGAACUACUGGCACACAGCUCGUACACUCAUGCAUACCCUACAAGACAUGCCACAAGAGGUCUCUUCACAGUCCCCAAGUCCAGAACAGACUAUGGGAUGGGCACAGUACUACAUAGAGCCAUGAGUACAUGGAACUCUAUUCCACAUCAAGUAACUGAUGCAAGCAGAAAAAUUUGAUUUAAAAAACUGAUAAAAAUACACCUUAUGGAACAGUGGGGACGGUGGAGCUACACAAACAUAGGCACAGCCACAUGCAUACAGACACACUUUAACACACACACUAUACACAGGUACACAUGGAUUUUGUAUUGUAGAUAUGUGUUAGUGGUGGAGUAGGGGCCCGAGGGCACACAUUGUGUUGUGAAACCUGUGAAUGUAUUGUAAUGUUUUAAAAAUUGUAUAAAUUGCCUUCAUUUUGCUGGACCCCAGGAAGAGUAGCUGCUGCCAAUGGGGAUCUGUAAUAAAUACAAAUACUACAGUAUCACACUGCAUCAAUCAAUUAACACCAAUUGUUCCAUCGACUCAAGCCUAAUUAGCAUAUAAGCCAGCUUCAACACUGCUUCAUUAUCAUGACAUUAUCACACCGUUAUCAUUCAAUUACCAUACCAUGAUCAUGUCAUUAUCAUUGAAUAAUGCAGUGUCUUGGUGCAUAGACCCUAUUGGCGAUCAUGUCACGACUUCAAGAACUGCAAGUCAAUUCCAUACAUUGAUUGGGAGAGUAAAUUAGCCUCAUUCAUUAUACAUGAUCAUAGAUUGCUGAGAGGCGCAAUGUUGGAAUAGACAAUUAUCUUGCAAUCACUAUAUUAUUAUUGUGAGAAUAGAGCGGUCCAGUGUUUGUCACUUUGUCGAAGUGACAUGUUUUAACGAUAAUCCCUCCUAAUUUAGCUUCUGUUGGAUUUAUUUGUGUUCACAGCCACUGAAUAAUGCAAAUCAAAGACCAUGUUGUCAAACCCAAUCACUUGCAUUCAUUAUUAUCAGCUGGAAUAAUAAGAAUGAAUAAGAUUAGGUCAACGAACGGGCGAGUUUUUGUAUACAGACUAUGGAGGAAACAGUGGGUGUGUUGAGAGGGCCGCGUAGAGUGUGAACAUAACAAUGCAAUUUGGGCUGCGCGUCAUUUGUGGAUGUGUGGUUUUGUUGGCGUGUGUGUGUGUAUGCACUGUAAGUGUGUGUCUAGUCUUUGUUGCUGAGUCAGGCGAGUCCACUCUCCAGGUCUGUUGCUCUUUUCCAUUCUUUCCCCCUUCUCCCUCUCCCCUCUCUCGCUCUCGGUCUCUCGCUGUACAUUAUCUCCCCACUUUUCUUCCUCUGCCCAGGGGACUUUGUUUUAUAAGGUGACGUCAAUUUUCAUUGGAUCGAGCCGUGGCACGAGCCUCAUGUUCUGCUUUCUCCGCCUAGUUUUUUAUUUUCAUUUUUUAAAACCAAUUUACAACUUGUUUCUUUUUUUUUAGCGCAUUGGUAGUCCAUGUCGCCGGCUAGAUCCAAGCGGUGUUUACAUUCUUGCAUGCCUGGACGUAGCGUCUCUAUGCGGACAGGACAUUACCGUAAACUGUAGGAGGUUGUGCUUUAUGAAUGAACAACGAGAAGGAAAUACAACAAUCCAAACGUGAUCGCGGUGAGCGAGCCACCGAUAUGAGGGAUUAGCGUCCCUGUACCAGAGACUCAUUGCGGAAAGCCUUUCACUGCGGACUCAUGUGAAAACGCAUCGGGGGAGAACGUGUUUAAGAGGCAUUGACCAGCGGAAAACCGUGGUGACCAUGUCCAUUCAUAUUGUUGCGCUGGGCAGCGAGUGCCCUGGGGGAGUGAGGCCCGGGGAAGAGGCCAUGGGUCAGGGCCAGCUCCAGGGGGGCCUGCUGUGGAGCUACUUGGGCCAUGGAGCUGUGGCUGGAGGACCUGAGGAGAGCAGUCUGUCCAACUCGGCCUUCAUGGAGUACACAUCCCGCGUGUUUGGAGACGUCACUGUGGUGGUGCAGGACUGCCCUAGCUGGGAUCUGUUGGACAGUGACUGGGCCAGCGUGCGGAGCGUUCUAGAACAGGCUGACAUCCUUGUUAUCAAGUACUCGGUCAACGACAAGCUGGCCUUCCAGCAAGUGCGCAACGGAUACGCCCCUAGACUUCGCCCCCUCCUACACCACUGGGGCAUGCCUGUUAUUCUGGUUGCUGUGGGCGCCCGCCUAAACGAUGAGGGGCCCCCCUGCACAUGCCCCCUAUGUGCAUCAGACUGGAGCAGCUGCGUCCCCCACAGCGAGGGCCUGCAGCUCUCUAGGGACCUGGGGGCCACUUAUCUGGAGCUACCCUCCCUCAACCAUGUCUUUGUGAGCCGCUACUUUGGCAGCGUGCUGGAGUACUUCAUGAUUCAAUGUUUGAAGCAAAAGGCCAACGACCGUCCAGAAAAGAGACGUGGCAACAAGCUGAAUGAGCCCCGCCCCCCUCAUCUGGAACAACCAGCACGUCUUCCGCCCAUCCGAGUGGAGGAGUCCAGCUUCUCUCAGGACCUACAGUGGCUGCUGGAGCGCGGCGCCCAGUUUGCCGAUGUAGCCUUCUACGCUGGGGACUCUGGGAAGGAGCUGGGCUGGGGGCAUGCCGCCGUCCUCUGUGCUGUCAGCCCCUACUUCAGACAGCUGUUGCUGGGGCCCAAGGCCAGGGAUAGGCCCAUCUCGCGUUGCGCCUGCCGGGGGGACGGCCGGGGAGAAGGGGGACCCCCAUCACUGCUCUCCACCUGGGAUGGGGGUCUGGGCAAAGAGGACGGGUUGCGGCCUGAUGGGCAUCUGGCUGGACGGCUAUCACGCCUGGUGGUAAAGGACCCGCUGCUGUGCCUGUGCCUGUGGGAGACGCUCAUGUUCCUCUACCGAGGGGCAUGGGAGUGGGAGCACCUCCAGGAGGCCAUGGGGGAGAAGCUUAACAACUCUCUGGCCGUGGCUCAACUCAUGGACCGCAUCCGCUCCUUCCUGGGCAGAGACAAGGGUCCCAGGGACACGCUCAACGCCCGAGCCGCCCAGCUUGGUCCUCAGUCUCUGGUCAACCUCUUCAAUUCUCCUCUCUACUCUGAUGUAAUUUUUAUGGUGCAAGGGAGUGUGUUACCGGCUCACCGGGCGGUCCUGGUGGCCCGCUGUGAUGUCAUGGCGGCUAUGUUCAGCGGGAAGUAUGCGGAGGCACGGAGUCGGGUGGUGCCCAUCCACGGAGUCUCCUCUGACACCUUCCUCUCCUUCCUGGAGUACCUUUACACUGACACCUGCUGUCCUGCCAGUGUAUUGCAGGCCAUGGCCGUGCUGGUCUGUGCAGAGAUGUACCAGGUGAAGCGUCUGCAGCACCUGUGUGAGGUGUGUGUAUGCGCCUACCUCCAGAGCAUGCCUAGCCGAGAGCUGGCAUCAACCAGCAUCAGUGUGAUCCGCCUUCUCCGCAGGGCCAAGUGCCACAAUGCAGAGCAGCUGUAUGUAUGGCUACUCCACUUCAUAGCCAAUAACUACCUAAUCUUCAGCCACAAGCCUGACUUCCUGGAGCUCUCAGAGGAGGAGCGGGAACAGGUGGAGAGACUGCGCUGGCCGUCCCGAGGCUACCUGCAGGAGCUGAGCGAGUAUCAGCAGCGCCGACGCAAACUCAAGAAGUCCCGCUGCCUCGUCAUGUGACACCCACCUGCCGCCACACCCUGGAGAAAUAGUGAGAGACAGAGAGGAGAAGGUGUGGGGCAAGAGACAGAGGACAAAGAAGAGGGGGAAAAGGUUGGCAGGGAGGACUUGAGAGAGAAGGAGAGAAGACGCUAUAAAGAAACCAGACUUUAAUUCCAAGCUAUCUGCCUGAAUUAGGCAGUGAAUAAGGGGAACAGAAAGCUAGGCAGCUUGGGAAUAGAAGACCCAGAGGGUUGAGCGUGGAGCAGAAAAGGUCAAAAGGCGACGUCAACGGGAGGUGAAAUGCAAGACUGACGCACCCCGGUCCUUUAAGAUCAACACCUGACUGUCUUUGGGACAAAAUGACUGAUCUAUUUAACCAGGGAGAAUUUCAAAAUGACAUACUAGGGUGGAAAAAAGAAAAUGGCUACAUUCCAGGUUUAUCUUUGCAGUCGCGGUGGCUGCAUAUUUCAGAAGAUUGCUAUAGCAUACUUGUGGUUCCUGAGAUGUAAAGCCUUCUUCAGGCACUGUGCAGCUGCAAAAACAUAACCUGUCCAUAGAGGAUGCAUCUAUGGCCCGGAGAUUAUUGGUAGAAAAAUGGCUGUGUCCAUGGCGAACCCUAACCCUUUUCAAGGCAAAUUAACUGUGUAUCCAUGUAGAAUGGACAGUGAUCAUCUUUGCCAUCUCCACACAGGAGAUGCAUAUAUUUUUUAUUUAAGUGAAGAUGGUGCUCAAAUGAACAUAUAUGCACGGGAAACGUUCAAAGGAACAGGCUGAAACGCAUCUAAAACGUUUGGGAGUGUUCUGUCUAAUGAACGUGAACAUUGAUUGUGCAUCUAUAGAGGAUGUCUAUUUAAUCUAUGGACACAAUCCUCCAGUCCCAAAUCAACCCAUGGCACUACACCCUACACACUUGUUAAUGUCCCCUUCCUUCAUAUCCAUAAUGGUUCAUCCAGAAAUGUCUAGGGCUAUAGGAGUUGAUUUUGGUCGAGGCCACCAUAACUGUGAGUAUAUAGUGGCCCUACAUGGUUGUCUUACUGGGUUCUUCUGCAAUGCUAAAUCCUCAAAAAGAGAGCACCCAUGUUUAACAGCAUUGGGGCACCUGGAGACUUAACACACACACGCGCACACACACGAUCAUUGAAACCCUAGCCAAACAACACCUCUGGUUUGACCACACCUCAUGUGUAUUUUUUUUGCCAUGAGAUUAUAAUUUGAUGGUGCUGCAACUAUUUUUGUACUGUGUACUGCCUGUACCAGGGUGUGUUUUGUAACGUCUGGAGAAGAGCUAACUGCAUGUGGAGACUAGAGGGUGUAGGUGUUUUAUUUGGUGACCAGCCGGCCAUGGGGGAUGGUUGUGUACAGUGAUAAUGGUGACCUGAGUCACUCGGAAUAAAAAUACGUUUUAGAAGUACACGUUG